This is a messenger RNA of Chionomys nivalis (European snow vole), 5147 nucleotides long. It is a transcript of the gene Haus3, whose product is annotated as HAUS augmin like complex subunit 3. Gene Ontology annotation, biological process: centrosome cycle; spindle assembly. NCBI's taxonomy places the organism in Eukaryota, Metazoa, Chordata, Mammalia, Rodentia, Cricetidae. The record is from RefSeq and is a predicted model, not a curated record. Bases 507 to 2318 code for a protein of 603 amino acids. Gene Ontology annotation, cellular component: centrosome; mitotic spindle; HAUS complex. The transcript has 5 exons.
AGUUAAUGGGCAGCGUCUGGCAGGAGAGCCAAUCAGCUGGCUCUUGGCUCCACGCAGGUAGGGGGUGGGGCAGGUCAGCUGUUCCUCCUCAGCCUCUCCGCGAUACCACGCCUGCGCAGAUAUUACCCCCUGUUGCUAUCUGCGCCUGCGCGUCCCGGCACUCCCGUGAGGCACUGCGACGCGCGCGGUUGGAGGUCCCUGACAGCGCCCGCGGGAGCUGCGGGAGGUGAGGGGUUCCGUUUCGGUGUUGGCGGGGCCGCCGCUACCCUCCUGCAGCCAGUUUGAGGCGCGGAUAGCCGAUAGAGGUGCGCGGGAGGCUGAGGCUUCGUGCCGGAACUGAGGCUGCGUGGCCAGUCAUCCGGCUGGGGAAAGCACAUUAUAGAUUGUAUUUUCCCCCUUCUUCCAUGGACAUAGUGUAAACAUGUUUUUUUCUGUUUGAACUUAGUUCUUAAAGACAAUUACCAUAGAUUCAUAUCAAAUAUAAGAAACGGGUAGGGUAGUAAACCAUGAGUUGUGGAAAGGAGUUUGUGGAAACAUUGAAAAAAAUUGGUUAUCCUAAAGCUGAUACUCUUAAUGGAGAAGAUUUUGACUGGCUGUUUGAGGCUGGUGAAGAUCAGUCAUUUUUGAAAUGGUUUUGUGGGAAUGUUAAUGAACAGAAUGUAUUGUCUGAAAAAGAAUUGGAAGCUUUCAGCAUUCUUCAAAGAUCAGGCAAGCCCAUCCUAGAAGGAACGGCAUUGGAUGAAGUUCUUAGAACCUGUAAAACUUUUGAUUUGAAGACACCUACACUGGAUGACAAAGAGAUACAGAAAUUAGAAGAUGACGUUCAAAUUCUGCAGAAAUUAUAUAACUUAAAAAUUCAGCGACGGAAUAAAUAUCAGUUAAUGGCUUCUGAAACUAGUUACAAAUCUCUGGCAUUAAAUGCUAAACAAGAGGAAGCUACUAAGAAGCUAAAACAAAGUCAAGGAUUCCUAGAUGCUGUGAACACUAAACUCAGUAAUGAACUUCAGGUUCUUACUGAUGAAGUUAAUAAUUUGAUGAUAUUCUUCAGAAAUUCUAAUUUAGGUCAAGGGACAAAUCCAAUGGUAUUUUUAUCUCAAUUUUCCUUGGAAAAAUAUAUAAGCCAAGAAGAGCAAAGCACAGCAGCCUUAACCUUAUAUACCAAAAAACAAUUCUUUCAGGGUAUACAUGAAGUAGUUGAAACUUCAAAUGAAGAAAAUUUUCAACUCUUAGAUAUACAAACACCAUCUGUUUGUGAUAAUGAAGAAAUCCUUGGGGAGAGACAACUGGAGAUGGCUAGGCUGCAGGUAGCAUACAUCUGUGCCCAACAACAGAUCUUAUACCUCAAAGCAAGUAAUUUGAGCAUGACGUCAAGUAUAAAAUGGGCAGAAGAGAAUCUUCAUAGCCUAACCAGUGAGGCUGUUGGUAAAGAAAAUUUGGAUGCUAAAAUUUCUAGCUUGAACCGUGAGAUUCUAAAACUUGAAGAACAAAUCACUCACAUGAAAGACAAAAUUUUGCCUGCUGUAGUAAAAGAGAACGCCCAGUUAUUGAACAUGCCGGUUGUAAAGGGAGAUUUUGAUCUGCAGAUUGCUAAACAAGAUUGUUAUACAGCAAGACAAGAGUUAGUUUUAAAUCAGUUGAUAAAGCAGAAGGCAUCAUUUGAGCUUGUACAGUUAUCAUAUGAAAUUGAAUUGAGAAGACAUUGGGAUACAUAUCGGCAACUUGAAAAUUUGGUUCAACAACUUAGUCAAAGAAACGUGGUGCUCUGUCAGCAAUUAGCAACAUUAACAGAUCCGUCAGCAUCUGAGCAGUUAAACUCCAGGACUCCCAUCAACACUAAAGAUUAUUCUACUCAUAGGCUUUAUCAACUUUUAGAAGGAGACAAUAAGACAAAAGAAUUGUUUAUGACCCAUGAACACUUGGAGGAAGUGGCUGAGAAAUUGAAACAAGAUCUUUCUCAAAUACAAGAUCAAUUGGCAGUGUCUACUCAAGAACAGUUUUUCUUUCUGUCCAAACUGAAUAAUGAUGUGGACAUGCUUUGUGAUGCUUUGUAUCACGGAGGGAACCAGCUAUUGCUCUGUGAUCAGGAGUUAAUGGAGCAUGUUCAUCGAGUUGAAUCUAAGUUGAAUAAACUAAAUCAUCUCCUUACGGAUAUAUUUGCUGAUGUGAAGACAAAAAGAAAAAUUUUGGCAACUAAUAAAUUGCAUCAAAUGGAAAGAGAAUUAUAUGUAUAUUUUUUUAAAGAUGCAGACUAUCUAAAAGAUGUUGUGGAAAAUUUAGAAAACCAGUCAAAGAUUAAGACCUCUGAUCUUAAAGACUGAAGAUUUCUAAAAACUGAAUCUUUACUAUGCCUGCUGUGUUUUAAUUUUUAACUAUUAGGAUGCUAUUUCUAAUAAACACUACUAAUUUUUCUUUUGACAUUUACGUAGUAUGUGGGGAGGGAUGGGUAUAUGUGCAGUCGUGUACAGUAAUUAGUGUGUACCAUGUCGCAUGUGUGGAGGUGAGAGCAUCUUGCAGGAGUUGUGUUACUCUUCUACCACAAGAGCUCUGGGAAUGGAAAUCAGGUCGUCAGUCUGGUGGCAGAGAUUAACCCACGUCAUCAGCCUCAGUGCUACUAAGGUUAUAAAUUUAAGAUCAACAGAACAUUUUAUUUGAAUAGAUUCAAUGUCAAGUUGAACUUCCCUAAUAUGAAAUUUUUAAAUACUUCAAAAUUUGAACCUGUAUUUAUAAGCAACUGGAAUGUUUCUCAAAUGAAAAAUUCUACAUCUGAUCUUACAUGGCUUGUCAGUCAUAAAAUACAUACACUAAGUUAUAAAGCUACCUUCAGUCUUAUUUGUAUAAAAUUUUGUCUGAAAUAUGAAUGAAUUUCACAUUUUGGCUUCAUUUCUAUCUCUAAAAUGUAUAAUUGUAUGUAUACAAAAAUUAAAAUAUCUGAAGCACUUUAGUUCCACUCAUUUAAGUUAAGGGAUAUUCAGUUUGUGACAUUGGUUUUGAGGUUAUAUAAACAUUGACUGGCUGACCAGACUGGACUUGAACUCACAUCAGGCAUACUACCAAGUGCUUCUCAUCACCUGUUUGCUUGGUGCCACUUUAUCUUGUCAAAUUUUUACUUGCAGGAAAAAUAUGCUAUACAAAUGUUUUAAAUAUAACUAAAUUUCCUUAAAUUGGCAUUUUCUGCUGUUGGGUAUUUCAAAAUUUGUAGAAUUUGGGGUUUUGUUUUUUAAGGUUUCUGUUAUCUGAGGUCAACUAUGAUCUGAAAAUACUGAAUUAAAAAAAAUGACAGGAGUAAAGUUUUUUUUCAGAAGUAAAGUUUUAAGUUGUAUGUCAUGGACUCUGAAACCUCCCACCUAGGAUGUGUUAUACCUUUGUUUAGUGUAUGUAUGCUACAUACUUGACCUUUUUUACUAGUCACUCAAUACCUGAUAGUUACAGGUACAUAGAUUUCCAUACUAUGUGCAGUUUCAUUGGGGUUUGGAAUUUUAUUCUCUGUCGGUAAAGUAAUACUAUUGUAUAUUCAAUAGCCAAGUCUUGUGUUUGACUAAAGUAAAAUUCUGCUGAAGUAUUUCCCCCUAAUUUUCUAUUGUAAUCUUUGGAUGUUUAAAUGUGUCUGCUUGUACCACAAAUUUUGAGCAUUUCUGUUUUAGGGACUGGGUUCUGGUGACCGUACUAGAGCUUUAACCGCUGUGAUUAUAGCAUAAAUAAUGAAAUUUGAAAUAUAAGUUUCAAAAUUAUGUACAAAUGGUUGCUUAAAGGAUUUAUGAUAUAUAUUUAAAUCACUUUCUUAGGAAAGAAAAUGUUGGACAAUUACUUAAGAUUUGAAGUGGCUUUUUAGUUUGUUUUUUUUUCUUUUUUUAGAUUCGUUUUGUUUUUAAGGUAAGGCCUUAAAUCAUUUCGCCUAUAUUGGUCUUCUGUUCAUGAUCCUGACUUGACCAUGCUGGGAUUAUGAGUGUAUAUCACCACAUGAAAUUUCCUAUUGGUUAUUUUUAUCAAAUGCUCCCAAAGAGUUCAUUUUAUGAUAUGUCUGUGUCAAAUACUAAAUAUUUUAAGUUCAGCUAUAGGAAAUACCUCUAAGAAUAUUCUUUACCUUUGUUUUAUGGUUCACAUAGUUUUAUGGAUAUUUUCAGGGUAUAACUAUAGAUAGAAAGUGGCCGUGCGCUGUAUUUUUAUAAUCCAUCAAGCAAAUGCAUUUCUGUCAGUUAUUGUAUCAUGUUACAUAAAUUUAUUUUUGUUAGGUGAACCUAAUAUAGUUAAAAAAAAAACAUUAAAUUUUAUCAUAAGAUUUAACUGUAAGGCCAGUCUGACUCAUGCCUUUAAUCCCAGCACUUGGGAGGCAGAGGCAGGUGGAUCUCUGUGAGUUCAAGGCCAGCCUGGUCUACAAAUAAAAUUCUAGGACAUCCAGAGCUGUUAAACAGAAACCCUGUCUCAAAAACAAAACAACCCCCCCAAAAAACAAUUUAACUGUCAGCUGUUCAUUUUAAUGUCCAGAGAUAAGGCAUUUAAAUUCUUCUUUUCUCAAAUAAUGUGGGAGACGGUUAACUGCUUUCCCGGUGGGUGCCAGAUAAUUUAGCUAUGAAGCAAAUAAUUAAUCUGUACCACCCACUAAACCUUCACCUACUUAGCCAGGGGACCAAUAGAGACUGUCAGUCCCAAAGUGGCAGGUUAUUUGUCUACCUUGAUGACCGAGGUCAGGUUUAAUUACCGUAUUGCAGAGUUGUAUGCUUGAAAAUAGCAGCCAGCUUUCAGAACUGAGGAGGAGUUAAACUGCUUACCUCAUAGUUGGUUAAUUAGAAAUUAUUUUUAUAUGUUUAUUUCUCAAAGGAGCCUCUGGUUGGUUUUGAUUUGAUUUGUAGUGCUGGGAAUCAAGUCUAGGGUUUAUACAUUCCAAGCAAGAGGGAACUGAGAUUGGUAUGUAAAAUGAAAAAAGAUAGUUUGUUUUCUUUUUAAAAAAUAAAAGUAGAACAGCUUUAAAAAUAUUUGAGACUGGGUCUUACUAAUCUGCCCAGCUGUCCUCGAACUUGCUCUGUAGCCUAGGCAGGCUUGAACUAUGUCUUCCUGCCUCAGCUUCCUAAUUCAGUUUCUACCAACAGGCCUCACUUCUUUCUCCAUCCUAUUUGUGUUAGAUAACCGAAACCUGUUUCCUGUAGUUAUUA